AAACUAGACUGUGGACUGAUCCGUGGUUGUCCCAGGGAAGAAUUGUAGAUGUUGUUGGAAGGAAUGUGAUGCUUUACUUUGGUGAAAGAGACUCUUUGGUGAGUAGAUUUCUAGUGAAUGGACAGUGGGCCCUCCCCUUUCACCUCAACUCUGGCUCAGCUGUGGGAAGAGAGAAAAAGGGUGGAACUUCCUGCCCGAGGUACACAAGAUCAGGUUGUGUGGAGCAAGGAGGCGUCGGGGGAGUUUUCUAUGGGUCUGCUUGGAAUGUUAUCAUACGCAGAGGCCAUCCAGUUGAAUGGUCUCAUGUUGUUUUUAAGAAAGAAAUAUGACAUACCAAAAGAGGCCUGUUGUGCAUGGCGAGUUAUGAAUGUGGUGAGGCUACUGAUGUAGACUGUUUAGCGGUUAGCUGCGGGUAAAGGAAACAUAGACCGAGGACCAGUAAGCGGAUUCAAAGUUCACUUAUGAAAGCAGCGGUUAGGGCAGCGGGGGUAGCAGUUUCAGACGAGUAACUCAGUCGUGUCUGAAUUCCCUUGCUUCGCUCCGCGCCUCCGGUUGUAUUUUAGACUAGCAGGCGCAACGUGAAGGAACGACUCGUCCUUCGCUACGGUCUGCUGUGUCAAAUGUAUGAUAGGCUGCGAACGACGCCUAGGGUUUAUCCCGGUAGGUUCUUCAGAGGUCUGUGUAUCUAAAGUAAAUCCCCUUUAGCAAGGCGCUAGCUUACCAAAAAAGAUGCAUAUACAGUUGUCGAGGCAGUUCACAAUUUCAUACCUUCGUAGCCUAAAAUCAAUUUGAGUACCGGAGCGGGAAAAACAUUGCUUACUCAGCGAUAAACUAAUGUCUCAACAGGGGAAUCGCCUUGGAAAACAAAAAACAAAAGAAGUAGUGCAAGAAAGAGUGCUACAAGGGUUGUAGACGAGAGAGAGGGUGUCCAUGACUAGAAGGAGGUCAAUCAACAGAAAUCGUCUUUCAUCCGUUUUGAAAACAAAACGAUCAGAUGGAUAAGCAAAUCGAUCUUAUCUUCCACCUAUCAACAUAGAGCACAAAGUCAUUUGAUCCAGGCGAUUUCUCUCUAGUUUCCGAGAGUCAGUGGUCUCAGGUUGAUUAGAGCACUUUUCUUUCUAAACAUGAUCCACAGCAAGCCCGGUCGGUGGAAAGAAAGCAGACAAAACAAAUAGAAUAGGUUGAGUUGCCUGGCAAGACAAGAGGAGUGGUUCCCCAGGACUUGAAAGCAGAAUGGUUCAUGCCAAGAAGACGGAGCACAUCAUGCGGGAUACGUGAAGACCCUGGUUCCAAAGGCGCUAGAGAGUAGUUAGUCGAAGAUCCCGGUUGGAGCUCUCAAUCUUUCUUGGGCAGCGGCACUCUAUGAACUCGAACUAGAAGACUUCAUUUCACUAUUCUACUAAUUUGCACAUUGACUCUUAGACUCUAUCAUUCAUUACCUGUGAUGUCCUUCAUUUGCUCUUUCAUUCGAUCUAUGUCUUCCUUCAUGCAUGCACUGAGAUCAACUCCGAAAUAACUGUCCAGUAAAGAUCAAAACCCGGUCUUUGUUGGAGCUUCCUUGAGUGAGAAUCUUCCUCGGCAAUAGAUCAAUCGUAUCUUGGGGGAAUUCAUUGAAGAGCAGCAGUCGGAAGCUUUUAGAAAUUUUGAGAAUGAAUGAAUUGAAUGGGGAAAACAAAGAGCCCUUACCUUACCCUGAGGGCACAAUCUUCGCAGAACUCAGACCAACAAGGAAGGGCACCCUUGAGAGCCUAUAGCUCAAUGACUUAUGGAGAGUAGCGUCUCGCGGUCCAAUGGAAAGGUGCGGAGCAAAAAGCUCUUCUAAAAGAAAAAAGAAAUGACAAAAGACAGAGAUGAAAGAAGGACCAACGACGAUCCUAUACUAAAGGCGUUAGAUAAGGAGGAGUAGGAGGAGCUUUUUUCAUUGAAGUAGAGACAGAAUCGAAUGAUGACGAGAGAGAAUGAGAAAAAGCCUAAAGGGGAGAGCACUUCUCAAUUUCACUUUGAGUACGGGGAAGUCCGCAGGGAGGAAUUCAUCUGGGCGUAUUACAGUUUUUCACCGAGGGGGUGGAUCGAAGCGAUUGCAGCGAAAAAUUGACCUGAAACGAAGCACUUCGUCUAUGGGCAUUGUAGAAAGGAUCGAAUAUGACCCUAAUCGUUCUUCUCGGAUCGCUCUAGUACGAUGGAUCGAGGGGGUGCUGCUACGCCGCCAGAGGAAAUGCAACACGAACACGAUAGAAGAGUUCGCUCCGCCGCGUCAGAUCCUCGAAUCUACCACGGCCACCAUCUUUUGCCUAUUUUCGUUCUCUUCCCUGCCCCGGAAAGUGGAUCAAAGAAAGGUAGCUUGCUCCCAAGCCAAGUGCUUGCUUACGCUUUAUGUAGUGGUCGGCCUUCCUACCUUCAUGCCUCCUUGGUCGAAGAGCCAAGCCUGCGCAGGAAGCAAACAAACUUGCGCGAAGGACGUUUUCUUCUCUGCCCUGCCCUCUCCCUUGGCCAAGGGAGAGACUGCAUUCCUUUCCUUCGGUAGCUCUUUGGCUUUCCCAAGGAUAGCGAUAGCUGGGGCAAAGCCCGCUUUCUUCGCUCCGCGAAUGAGAGAGAAACUCAUAGGAAAAAAGACGUUUUCUCCUCUUUGCGAGAUCCGAAAGGGGAGAACGCAUUGCGUUCUCUGGGCACAUAGGAUCAAACGUCAAGCAGCGCUUUCUUGGCAAAGUUUGAGGCAGCAAGAAAAUUUAGGGCUUGUUGGAGCUGCUGAGCAUAACGAAUCGAAGCCGAAGGCGGAUCAAGGUAGCUUGCCUGCCACGAAGAAUGGAGCGUGCAAAGUCGAUCGUGCACCUGUCACUUAUAUAUUAGCCAGUCAUCGAUUGGAAGCGGGUCAGAUGGUGAUGAAUUGCGAUUGGUCCAAACCUUAUAAAAGCGGCUUCUUGCGACCUGCCCAGAAUGCCCAUACAUACCGUCGGUUCCAAGACCUUGUUCGCACAGCGAAUCAAGAUCGGGUUUCAGGGGGCAGUCAGCUGGCUGCUUCUUGGCCACGCCCCCCUGCUUAUAGAUACGAGAUACUUGAUCUAAAUUCUCAAGUAGGAAAUUGCAUACCAUUAGCUGAUAUACGUAUGGGAACAUUGGUACAUGAUAUUGAAUAUCAUCCAGGUAAAGGCGCAAUGCUGGCUCGAGCCGCAGGAACUUCUGCUAAAAUAAUGAAGGAGCCAGCCUCACAAUGUCUUGUGCGGCUACCUUCGGGUGUUGAAAAACUCAUAGAUUCCCGAUGCCGAGCUACUAUUGGUAUAGUUUCCAAUCCCCACCAUGGUGCACGUAAGCUUAGAAAAGCAGGACAAAGCCGGUGGUUAGGCAGACGCCCCAUUGUUCGUGGUGUUGCAAUGAAUCCAGUGGAUCAUCCUCAUGGAGGAGGUGAGGGGCGCACGAAAGGAGGUAGACCUUCGGUGUCACCUUGGGGGAAGCCCACCAAAGCAGGAUUUAGGGCAGUAGUGGGGGUGGGGAAACGCAGAAUUUAGUUCAUGCCACGACGAUCUAUAUGGAAGGGCAGUUUUGUUGAUGCUUUCCUGUUGAGAAUGAAGAAGAACAGAGAAAGUCUUUUGAGCAGGAAAAUUUGGUCACGUAGAUCUUCUAUUUCGCCGGAAUUCGUUGAUUGCUCCGUACUCAUUU
This is a messenger RNA of Dendrobium catenatum, 3654 nucleotides long. Its product is annotated as 60S ribosomal protein L2, mitochondrial. Lineage: Eukaryota; Viridiplantae; Streptophyta; Magnoliopsida; Asparagales; Orchidaceae. Bases 1959 to 3503 code for a protein of 514 amino acids. Gene Ontology annotation, biological process: cytoplasmic translation. Gene Ontology annotation, molecular function: RNA binding; structural constituent of ribosome. Gene Ontology annotation, cellular component: ribosome. The record is from RefSeq and is a predicted model, not a curated record. The transcript is spliced from 2 exons.